UCAUGCAAGAAAGCAAACGUACGCCACCCUCCGUGUAAGUUUGAAUUUAGCCAAGCAUUAUAGUAUUCAUUUCAAGAUAUAAUUUAUCAUCAAAUCACUCAAAUCACAGAGCUUUCCUGAGGAAUUCGUUCUGACAUCAUAUCCAUAAUAAAAAUAAAAUAUUAGCGCAACUGCACGCAUGCGCAGAGGCAUGAAUCUUGGCAUAAACGAGAAGGAGAAAGACCCUGGGUACGACCGGAAUAGAACGAGAUUGUUUACAUUCGAGACACUGGCUUUGUUAUAUUGAUGUAAACAAUAUAGCUAGCGUGAAUUUUAUAUUUCGGAAAGUUGAAGCAUUAUUACUACGUACACGACCAGCCUCAAGUGACGAACGAAAUUAUAAUUACAAGUGAUAUAGCUUUGCCUUUGAAAGCGAUUCAUAUCUAUAACAUUUUAUUAAAAAAAUACCGUGAAUGAUGCCAUUAUUUGGAAGAAAUAAAUCUAAAACCUCAUAUUUGGAUUUUGCAGAUUCACCGGAGAAAGCAUGGAGCAUUGCCCAGAUAUCACAAGUGUUCAAAGACGGCAAAGUACUCGACUCUGAAAGCAAAUCUAAAGCAAAUGGACAUAUAAGGGUUGUGUGUGUCUCAGAUACACACGGUAUGAGGGAGGGUGUCUUAGAGAAUUUACCUCAAGGUGACAUCCUUAUUCAUGCAGGAGACUUUACAAGAAGAGGAGAAAUUCGUGAAGUGGAAAGUUUUAACGAGUUCUUAGGCUCUCUGAAAUAUCCAUACAAAGUAGUGAUCGCUGGCAACCACGAUAUAGGAUUUCACGAACAGACUGCAAAGAGACUACAUCAUCUUAAAUUUGUCCCUGAGACAAAAGUAAAAGCAGCGUUGACAAACUGCAUAUAUUUACAAGAUUCAGAAGUUGAGAUACAAGGAUUGCGUAUUUAUGGCUCACCUUGGACACCAGUAUUUUGUGACUGGGCAUUCCUUAAACGUCGUGGUGACGAUAUCAAUGAAAUCUGGCAAAAAAUACCAAAAGAUAUUGAUAUUCUGGUCACUCAUGGACCACCUUUGGGAAGAGGUGAUUCUACCUUUGACGAGACUCCUGCAGGAUGUGCAAAUUUAUUGGAUAUAGUUCAGAACCAUGUGAAACCAAGAUAUCACAUAUUUGGGCACAUUCAUGAAGGUUAUGGUUCUUCGUCAGACGGAGUGACAACCUACAUCAAUGCUUCAACGUGCAAUAUUAUGUAUAAACCAGUUAACAAACCUAUUAUCUUCGAUAUUAAAGUAAAAAACAAAACAUUGGAUAAUGAUGACUCUAAACAGGUCUCUGUGGGCUAAACUAUGAACCAUAUUAUGUAGGAUAAGAUGUUAAUUAUUUGAUAUUGCACUGUUAUAAAAUGAUUUCUUUAUAAUUCAACUAAAAAAAAGCAGGAUUAAACAUUUCGU
Dendronephthya gigantea is the source of this 1433-nucleotide messenger RNA. Its product is annotated as metallophosphoesterase domain-containing protein 1-like. Lineage: Eukaryota; Metazoa; Cnidaria; Anthozoa; Malacalcyonacea; Nephtheidae. Bases 453 to 1325 code for a protein of 290 amino acids. Gene Ontology annotation, molecular function: hydrolase activity. The record is from RefSeq and is a predicted model, not a curated record. The transcript has 4 exons.